This is a messenger RNA of Sphaerodactylus townsendi, 5497 nucleotides long. RefSeq names its product tRNA methyltransferase 10A (gene TRMT10A). Gene Ontology annotation, molecular function: tRNA binding. The record is from RefSeq and is a predicted model, not a curated record. Bases 127 to 1062 code for a protein of 311 amino acids. Gene Ontology annotation, cellular component: cytosol; nucleus; nucleoplasm. The transcript has 8 exons. Gene Ontology annotation, biological process: tRNA N1-guanine methylation. NCBI's taxonomy places the organism in Eukaryota, Metazoa, Chordata, Lepidosauria, Squamata, Sphaerodactylidae.
CUGCGUCCUGUCGCCGUGAACGGGCGGAAGUGAGGAGGAGCGCUCGCUGGGCUGCCGAAGUUCGUUGGUGGUGGUUGUUGUCUGCACGCGCGCAGCGAACAGCCAGAAAAAUAUUCAGAAGAACUAAUGUCUUCAGAAAUGCCACCAGAAAACAUUGCAUCAGCCAAGAUUACUGAUGUGGAAGAAAACACAGAAUCCAGCAUUGAUCUGAAAGCAAUGAAAGAAUCAACACUGAAAAAGAUGGAGGGUAUUGAAGCUAUGUCGAAAAGACAAAGAAAGAAGCUGAUGAAGCAGAAACAAUGGGAAGAACUGAGAGACUUGCGCAAGAAGAAGCGGAAAGAAAAACGCUUGAAGAGAAAACUGGAGCGCCGAUCUGAACUGGAAUCAAGCAAUGACGGAAGCAUCUGGAAACGUCUGCAUCGGGACGUUGUUCCUAGUACCCUUCGCCUCAUAAUAGACUGCAGUUUUGACAGUUUAAUGGAGCUGAAGGAUGUCAAGAAACUGCACAAGCAAAUUCAGAGGUGUUAUGCCGAAAAUCGUAAAGCGCUCCAUCCUGUACAGUUUUACUUGACAAGUCAUGGAGGCCAACUGAAACACAACAUGGAUGAAACUGACAAAGGAUGGAUAAAUUGGAAGGAUAUCUAUAUUAAACCAGAACACUACAGUGAAUUGAUGAAAAAGGAAGACCUUGUGUACCUUACAUCAGACUCUCCUGAUAUCCUGAAUGAACUAGAUGAGUCCAAAGCGUACAUCAUAGGUGGCUUGGUGGAUCACAAUCAUCACAAGGGCAUCACAUACAAAAGAGCACAAGAACUGGGAAUAAGCCAUGCGCAACUUCCCCUGGGGAUCUUUGUGAAAAUGAACAGCAGGAAAGUUCUAGCAGUGAAUCAUGUGUUUGAGAUAAUACUUGCAUACUUGGAGAAAAGAGUGUGGGAAGAAGCAUUUUUCACUGUCUUGCCACCCCGGAAAGGAGCCAGGCCACUGAAUGAAAUAACUGAUGCCUCCAUACACAAGCUAAAAGAGUCAGAAGAGGUUCAAGAUGAAGUGUCUAAUCGUGACUAACCUGCAGUGAGAAUUUGCAUGAAAGUGUCAUGGACUAUGAGGGGAGGAAACUGGACUGAAUAUACAUGGGUAGCAUACUGUGUUAAUGAUGCAGAAUUGCAUAAUUUGGCAAUUGUAAGUGGCCGAAUCUGAGCUGUAUAUUUGUUUUUAGAAUAUUUGAUCUUUAGUAACUUUUUAGCAAAUGAAAUGACACUUUCCCAGGCCUUAAUGUUUCCCAAGGAAGCUGAUACUUAUUUUCCUCAUAAAUAUUACUAUUUAUUGUCUUAUAAAUAUUAUUAUGUAAAAUUUGCAGUAGGUUGUUCGUGGUGAUGAAUAAUGCCUUGACUGUAACACUUUUUAAUGUGUUCUUCUGUGACUGACAUUCUUAAAGCUGCUGUGCUUUGGGGGUAUUUUGAAGUGUUUUGGGGCACACAUAUUCCAGUUGGAACUGUAAUGUCUGAUUUCUUUCUCAGAAAAAAAUUGAGAGAAGGCCUUUGAUAUACAUCUCCCUCUUAAUCUUGGUGCAAAUUUGUCAGGGCAAUACUGAGAUUUGUUUUGUCUGUUUACUGUGCUGGAGAUAAUCCCACAACAGUUCAUCUAAAGUCCCUUUUUGUUGUAUAUGAUCUUCUUCCUGCAAUACAGUCUUUCCUUCACUCUGAAGGUUUGUCACAACCUGAACCCACGCUGCAGGCACAUUCCAGCAGGAGUGACAUAUUUAGGGAAUAACUAUAGGAUAGGCUCCUUCCAUGUGGCCGGAGAUCUGGGAGCCCUAAGUACCAAAACAAACUUUGAAACUUUCAUAACGACUUGUCUCAAUUUCCAGCAUGAGCAGUGUGUUCAACUACAUUAUGUUAGAUGCAGUCUUUCUGUGGGAUUGUAAUGUUGCAGGUGUUGCAGGGCUAAAUGUAAGCAUAACUGUAGAUCUUCAAUAUGCUUCAGUUUUCAACCAUUCAGAUUUGCAAUAACAUUCACUUUGUUAGAUGACCUUGGCAUGACCUAGCCAAGUUGAACACCUUCAAUUCCACUUAGUUCAUUUAGGUAGAGUUGAUCAAUGUGUCUACUGAAAUUAACAAGAUUUACAAAGCGCUCGACUUCAGCUGGAUUGUACCCAUAAUUCAAAAGAUUUGCUGGAUGAAAAUAUUAUGGACUAUGUAAUGUCUGGAUAGAAUGGAUUAGGAGUGUUUUGCCUUGAUUUUAGAUCAUUACUUUUAAAGAAAUGUAUUGUUCUAAAUCAUAGCCCCUUUUGUCCUUCAUCGUCACUAUCACCUUUUCCAGCAUGAAAUCACCAAACAGGAGGUGACCCAAGAACCUGUCUGUGAAGAGAUUAGCUUUUGUGAGAGAAUCCACCAUACAGUUCUUUAGCCAGAAGUUCCUUCCAACCAGCACUUUGGCUGCGUGAGCUCUUGUGCAAAGUAGGGUGAUGUCCUGGGACAGCAGUGAACUGGGCCGUCCUUUGUAUUUUAACAAGGAGCAGUAGAGUGUACUCAGAUCCAUCUCCAGAUCCUGAGGCAGGUCACCGACGCUAAUGACAAUUGCCUUGGAAAAAUUGAACUGCACAGCAGAUAUUCUGCUGGUGAGGGAGGAAGCCUUGUGAGGGUGCAUUUAUUCUUAACUAUCCAGCAGAUGUUCUCACCAUCUUUAGAGAAGAUAACCUCGGAAUGCAGAGCCACCACCAAUGCAUCAACCGGGGCACCUUAAUGCCCUUCAUUGUGUCCUUGGCUAUAUUGUGCCUGGCGAAGGCCACUCUGUUUUGAUCACCUCAUCAAAAAAUUCUGGGAAAGGGCAGUCUGAAACCUGUCUGGUAGGUUACUUAAAGCUCCUGGCAUCUAACCUGUCUUAGGCCACAGAAGAGGGAAGGGGGAGAUCAGGCUCUUCCAUUCAGUAGUUCAAGGUGGCAAUGACCUUUCUAAGUAGCCUGCCAAAGUGCUCAGUCUGGACAAUCGGGUGGAGUCCUCCUGUGAUUAUGCCUCUUCUCCUGACCACUUGCCCUGUCUGAACCCAACACAUUGGAAGAUUUUAGGGACAGGGAAUCCUGCAGGUAAAACUCCUGGUUGUAUCGGUGACAUAGCUAGGCUCAUUUUGGAGCGAGCUCUGGACUGUUAGAAUGCUCCAAGCCAAAGAAAAUAGCCACAUUGGCAUUAUUUUCUCCCCCCAGGACCCAGAGUCUGCUGUUUUGUUGUAGCCCAUCGUUUAUAAACAGAAGGAUAGCUUCCCACCACCUCAUCAAGUGGGUGAGAUGGGUGGGUCUAUCCAUUGCUCAAUCCUGCUUGCUUUGGUCGGGCAGUGUUAAGGGGCCUGAUAAUUCCUUGCAGGGGGAAAGCCCCCCUCCCCAAGUUAGGUCCUUGCCAUGGAAGCCAAGGUUGACCCAAUUAUUAGAAGCUGGCUAGAAAAAGACCAGAAAUUAUGGCAGAUCUGCCAUGUUGACGCUACCUCUAUCCAAUUGCCUUAAGGCCCAAAAUGGAGGCUGACCUGGUGGGGUCAUCCCACAAGGAGCUAAGCUGGACCUUCUGUUCCAUCCCAGGGUAGGCAUGGCUGGUUGUGCAUUGGCUGCCAUUGUGGCCAAUGCACAAUGCUGCUUGUCCAUUGGCAGGCACUGGCCAACAGCAGCUUGAGGGGGCAGUAUGCUUCCAAGCUGCUAAUUGCUUUUUCUUUGGAGCAGUUAACCUAGGAUAGUGAACACUUCCUGUAGCCCCUGUGCUAAGGAUCUCUGGAAGCUAGGGAUCAAGAGAUUCUGGAUGCCUCGUCCUUAUCAUUUCUGGUGGGCCUUUUUAUGUCCCCUCCUCUGGGGAGUAGACACUGUCCUUUAUUCAUUUAUUUAUUUAAUAUUUCUAUUUGUACCCUGCCCUCCCCAACAGGGUUCAGGAUGGUGAACAACAGCAAAUGGUUACAAAAUACAAAACAGCAAUAAAAACAUCCAUCAAACAUUAAAAGAACUAACAUGGUGUCAGGAGAGGGAGCAGGAGGAAGAGAACCGAGGAGGUGGUAGUAGUAGUGGUAGCAUCAGCACGAUCAGGAGUAUUAGUAUCAGUAGUAUUAUCAAUAGUAGCAGUAUUUUUGUAUUGUUAUCAUUAGUGUUGACAUCUAAGGAAAAAGGGGAGGAGGGGGACAUCAAAGGAAAGUAGUAGUAGGGAAACAGCAGAAACAGACAGAAGAAGAAAAAGGAGGAGGAAAGGGAAUACCCAACCCCCUGACAACCUUGACCACCACCACCACAACCCUAGCUCAGGAGGAGGAGGAGGGCCCAAGAAUGCCCCCUUUUUAGGAGACCAUUGUGUUCUUUCUGCAGGACUUUUCUUCUUUCAUCAUAGAGGUAAUGAAAAUCUUUUAAGUAGGUUUUCAGUAGAAGUGCUCCUCAUCAGGCUAACCCACAGUGUUAAGGAGAGUAUAUACUAACUGAACAGGCAGGGCUAUCCAAACUGGAAAAUCCAGCCCCGUGUCAUAAAGCCAGGAAAGAGGCUACACAAAUUUGCAAAGUCUUGCCUGAACUACUGGAGGUGUGACCUAGCCAUCUUGGAUGACUUUGCGUCAUAGUCCAUUUUGUCAAUAAACCAAAAUACUGGAAACAGAUUUGCACCUUGACACCUGAAAUACUUAAUCUCAUCAAGGAGUUUGCAUAUUCCGCAUAGUACAACAUAUUAUUUGCAUAUUUUGUUUUUGCCUUGAAAUUGAGACAUAUUCCAACUAUUUCCAGCCACAGAAGUUUUAUUAAAGGCAUAUCAGAACUUCUCAUUAUUUAUGGUGUUUAUUUUGUUUAAUAAUUUACUUCAGUAUAGUUUAGUAAUAGUGAAUUUAAAAAUAAAAGGCCCAAAGAAAGUUCAUCAGAAAAAUGAGCCAUUUUUGAUAAAUUUUCAUUUUUCAUAAUUUAAAAAGAAAAAAUUCAUGCAUGCAAUAUUAACUAAAAUGUAUCUUAGCUUCAGCAAUAUUCUGUACUUAAGAGGGCCUUAAAAGUUCUCCAACAAUUUUCCACAGAUCCAUUUUCCAAUAUUUGUUCCCUCAAUAAGUGUUACGGACCAUUUUGUCUUCUGUUGACUCUGGUGAAUUAUAAUCUGCAGGCUUCUUAAUGUAGCGAUUACCACAUCGACCUGCUGUUCUUGGCUUUUUAAAGGACCAUCCCUGUUCAGUUUCAUGUUGGACAAACAUUUGGUCAGCUGUCCAAUUUGACUGUACAUUUUCAAUGGGAAGCUUUUUGGAAGGCUAAAGAUGUGACUUCCAUUGUCCCAGUAAUUAGCUGCCUCUUUUCCACAUGCUUUCUCCAUGUUUUCUAGUGAGUUUAAUUGGAAGAAUGUACAAAUACAGUUUGUUGCAUUUGUUUAGCAACAGGAUAGUAUUGCUACAACUUUUUCAAAUAAUUGUUCCCAUUACCCUGAAUGACUGCGGGCGGGGUGUGUGUGUGCGCGCGCUUUGAUUUACUUUGAGAUCAGCAAGUUGCUGAUACUAAGAACUAAAGAGAGGUGCC